CGUCCAUGUAAUUCGACUUUGCCUGGCGACCUCAUAAGCGCUAAAUUACCACCGGUUGAAGACGUGUAUUGCGUGUUGAAGGACGCUGAAGUUAUCACCGAAGAACUUACGAUGGAAAAGGCUCCAGAGAAGCCAGAAGUACACCCGCCUCCGCCGCCCCAGAAGCAUGUUCUCCGACCGCACGAGAUGCUGCUGCUCGUCGUCAUACUGUGCACAUUCAAAGAAUUUGAAGGCAAAGGGUUACCUCCGGCAUUUGUGCUGCAUCUGUACCGUUUCCUGACGCGCGAGGUGUCUGAGGUUACGCAACCCAAAUCUGCUGAUGAGCUCUUUGCUGCUCUCAGAGAUGGACCUGAGGCUGACCAUCCUGUCGCACAAGCUUUACUGCUGAAAGUCAUUGAUCAGAACGUUGGUACAGGCGCAGAAGUUUGUGAGUCUACGCCAGGAAGUACUCCUCUCAUACCGACAUGCACCCUGCAGACUCGCAGGUCGCUGCUGGGUUAUUUCUGCCGCCGCUGCUUCAUCAGCUACAUCAAGCUAUCGUACCAUGGUCUCUGCAAGCUGCAACACGCGAUCUCUCAGUGGAAGAAGGGACAGUGGUCGCCAGAUAUUGAUCCUCCUGCAGGCGAUGAUCUGAUAGAUGAUCGAUUUCUCUUUCGGACGCCCAUCGACGCGAGUCACUUUGCAACUCCAGACGCGUUUGCUUCGUAUGAAAAGGCGCUGCUAGUCGGUGACGACAAGACGGCGGCCGACAGCUUGCGCAGAUACUUCGACCAACGCUUCCAUACCCAGCCGGAGUCCAAAAAUCGCCAGCAUGCGAUGUUGAACCUCAUACGACUGCAUUACGUCCGAUCAGAAUAUACCGCGGCGAGGAAGCUCUUGCAGGAAGCUAUAGCAGUUUCGCGGAUCUCUGGUGAUAGGGUGACACUACAGCAUUGUACGAGCAUGCUGAACCGCCUACCUCCCGUGGAGCGAGGCCGAAAACCUGCGCUGAACGAGAUACAGCCCGAUUUGCAUCCUCUUGAGUUGCUAUUCGACGUGAAGAAGCUCAUGCAAACAACAAGUGAUCAACCUCUAGGUUCUUCUUUUGAGAAGAUAACGGAGUCAAUAGGACUGUUUAAUCACUGGAUCGACGUGCAAGGCAACGAGCCCGCGGAGGACGAUGAGUUUGCCCAGCAUGCAGUGCAGAGCAUAGUCUGGUCGGCUGCUGGCAGGGACAAACUCGCCCAUAUUGAGGAGGACAUUGUCACCACCUUCAUGAGUGCGAGCAGUGAGACAACGCUGUCCUGCCUUGCCAACCGAGCUUACGCAGUGGCCCGCCAAGGAUCCUACGAUGAAGGUCUGGCGAUGUUACUCGAACCGUCCGUGUGGCAAAAUCUCGCCACGAUGCCGGACUAUAACCUUUGGGCUAACGAAGUCUGGCAUAUUCUUGUAUUGAGAGCAACACGACGAGGUCAAAUCCGGACGAUAAGGGACUUUUUGCGCACGCGACGAACCUCGAUGUACUUCCUCACAAAGGAAUACUCAUUGGAUGGUGACAAGGGCCGUGUUGCGUCCGCGAUUCGCGACCCACUGUACAAAGUCAUGGAGCUGAAGAGGGUUGAUCAAGGCGCUCAAGCAGUUGAACCGCUCCUCGUCGCCCUAUGGAAAUCGGAGUUUCAAGGCCGAUUCGGGCUCUACCGAACCGCCAUCGUCAUGCUCGCCGACAUCAGCCUUGAAUUUGGAUGGACCAAGAAAGCUCGUCGGAUCAUCGAAGAGAUCAUGCCGCAGGUCAUCGCUGGGGAUGAUAUAGAACAGAGGGCACUCGCAUGCUUUGUGUAUGCACGGUGUAUCAUAGCGGCUGCAGACGACGUGCCCACAGGCCUCCGGCAAGCGCUUGCAUAUCUCCACCAUGCGGAGGAGGAUUAUCGACGGCUAGAGCUUUAUGUCUCCUUGGCGGACGUGCAAUAUUUUCUUUCCGUUGUUUACCACAACCUGGAUAUGGUGCAGGAGAGAGACGCUGCCGCAAAGAGACACGAGGACACGGUGGAGGAACAGCGCAAAUUGGACGAGAUUGUGGUAGAUGAUGACGUUCUGGCGGUAUGUGAGUUGAUAGCAGACAUCGGAGCAGCGCUCGCUGCCCGGUAA
Molecule: messenger RNA, 2124 nt
Organism: Punctularia strigosozonata HHB-11173 SS5
Lineage: Eukaryota; Fungi; Basidiomycota; Agaricomycetes; Corticiales; Punctulariaceae
Exons: 14
Coding region: 112-2124 (670 amino acids)
Biological process (GO): anaphase-promoting complex-dependent catabolic process; protein K11-linked ubiquitination; positive regulation of mitotic metaphase/anaphase transition
Cellular component (GO): anaphase-promoting complex
Source: RefSeq, a predicted model, not a curated record